AGGCGAUUCCUCAGCGGUUGGCGUCCGCAGUAGGCAGGCUGACGCUCUAAAGUCGUUCUUAGAUCGCGCAAAUGCUGCAGCUACAUUGAAUUAGGGCUUCAUCGCAUACUUUGUAAUAGAUUAUAAUUACUUCUUCUUCUACAAAUGUGCUGCUCCUCUGUUUCCUUCUAACUGAAACAGAUGGAUGGUACGUCUGGAGGCAAUGUGCUUGGCGGAGGAGCGCCAAAGGACGAUACUAUGACAGGAUGGGAAAAUUAAGGGUAGGUUAAAGGUGCUUUUCUUACCGCUUUUUAUGCCUCUCUCAUCCUAAGGGGGAGGGAGAAAGGCAUACUAACAAGCGGGGUAAGCGAGCACCAAAAACCUACCUCUAAGAAAAGGAGUAUGCUGAGAGGGCGAUAGCGAAAGCUCAUGAACAAGCACAGCAAGGACAAGGUACGGCUGCUUUUCGAGCUGACCUAAGGAACCCAGCAGACCAGAUCUUACCACGUAAAGUAGCGUAUCUGGAUUUUGAGGUGUCGAAGGAAGCAGCUGAUGACCUGUUGCGUCGUCGCAGAGCCUCUUUCACCGCUGGCAGUGGGGUAUUGCCUCUGCGGAUGAAGAAGACACAAGAAGCGGUGGAGAAGGAGGGAGAAACUGACAAAACCAGUAGUAGUAGAAGUAAAAGAACAUCAUCAACAACAUCUGGCGCAAAAAAAGGCGAGGAGAAUACUGAUAAUAUUACUCGUGAAGUAGAGAGUACAACGAAAGACUCCUCAGAAGCCAAAAACUCCUCUCGAAGAACCCGGCAAAACAGGCAACCACGUGCAUCAUCGACUGACGCUUCGGCUUUUGCCUUCGGUGCACGCUACGAACCGCACGAGCGAUCUCUGGGACGCGGUAGGGCUACCAUAUUCUCUUAAGGGUAGGUUAAAGGUGUUCCUGUUACCGUUCGUUUUGCCUUUCUGAAGGGGGAAAGGCAUAACGAGCGGGGUAUUAAACGAACACCAAUAGCCUACCUCUAAAAAAAUGGCGCUUCGCCUCCAAGCAAGAAAACUGCUGUUGCGGCAAUUAAGGUUUACCCUAAUCCAUCUUCGGAAGCAUUUUUGAGGUACGUUUUCAAGGGGAGACGGCCUCAGAAGCGGCCUCCUUCGAUAUGGAUUGGGGUCAGCGCUAAGGCAAGUCGAGCAGGCAACUCGAAUCACAACAAGCCUGGACAACUCGAAUCACCACUCCGAAGACGCAUUAGGCUGAGUGAAAAAUCGAAACGUGAAAAUCGAAAGAUUGAUGCCCUUUUGCGUCCAACUAGAACGCAGCUGCAACGGAUCGCGGAUAUCUACGAUCCGCCUCUGUCAGAUGAAGACUAUGAACAGGACUGAAAAGAGUGCAUUCGAUGGCACGAGGAUAGUUGCAUCCGCAAUGUAACAGUACUAGUAAAUAGAUCUAGAUUUAGAUAGUGAACCAAUAGAGACCACAGAAAUGAGCAAGAUGAGUAAGUCAUGAAUCUUGAUAGUGAACCAAUAAAGACAGAAAUGUGCAAGAUACAAGUGAAAGAUACAAGUCGUCAUCUAUUCUAGAUAGUGAACCAACAAAGUGCAAGAUACAAGUCGUAAAUUCCGGUGCUUAAGGUAGAAAUAUUAUAGAAUAACACUGUUAGAGGUGGUUGCUAGCUUCGUAUUGUACUUCUUAGUCAUUUUAAAAGCCACCUUCAUUAUUUUAGAAGUUUAAUGCAAAGCGCCGAGUUGUGGUCGUCAUUCUGUGCAUACUAGUGAUCCUGCAUUGUGCUAGUCCUAGUACUGAAGAAAAUUUGAAUACAUAGAAGAGACGAAAAACGCAUCUCAAAAACAAGGAGGUGUCAUACAUGUUAUGUCAAAUGAACUACGGGCUCACGCUCAAUUACAAGACAUAUCGACCACUGCAUAAUCAUAGGAGCACUACACAUACACAUGAUUUGCAUUAGAGCUUCAUUCGCUAGCUUCAGGUUCAGCCAUUAUUAUUCGCACAAUAUAGAAUUCGGCUUGAAGUUGAAAGAUGAGUUAUUACCUUGAUGAAAUAGAACAAAAUGAAAAUGCAUCAAUAUUCAGUCGAAAGUUUAUUUAAAAUAGUUCAUAUGACGAGUAAGCCUUAGGUCCAUGAAAACGUUCGCAAUUAUAUAUGCCCGCUUGAGCGUCACCACCCUAGCAAAACUCACCUUGUUUCAGAAAUCUGCACAAAUCAAACUGCAAUAUUACGUUUGCUGAUGAAGCACUACAACCUACUUCGAUCGAGGAUACAGGUCAAACUGUGGACGGCGAAUCAAAUCCUAUCCUAACCCUUCACCCGUUUUAUG
Molecule: messenger RNA, 2305 nt
Organism: Amoebophrya sp. A25
Lineage: Eukaryota; Dinophyceae; Syndiniales; Amoebophryaceae
Source: the annotation of a GenBank genome assembly